CUGCCUCAUUCUCUAUCUCUCACAAACAAAAACAUUCAGCACUUUCUCACUUUCUCUUAUAAUGGUGAAGUCCAUGGCAACACUGAGAGUAGGUGGAGUUGUAGGGGAGGUAGUAGAUGAGUUUAACCCUAGCGUAGAAAUGAAAGUUAUUUACAACACAAAGCAAGUUUCUAAUGGUCAUGAAUUUAUGCCAGCUUCCUUCUCCAUGAAACCUCGAGUCGAGAUCGGUGGCCUUGAUAUGAGGGCUGCUUACACACUUGUCAUGACAGAUCCUGAUGCUCCAGGGCCAAGUGAUCCAUACCUAAGAGAACAUCUUCACUGGAUUGUUACUGAUAUUCCUGGCACUACUGAUGCCUCAUUUGGAAAAGAAAUAGUGAGUUAUGAGAUACCAAAGCCAGUUAUUGGGAUCCACAGGUAUGUGUUCAUUUUAUUCAAACAAAAAGGAAGGCAAACAGUGAUUACUGCACCACCAAAAUCAAGAGAUGGUUUCAACACAAGAAGUUUCUCCCAGGAAAAUGGUUUAGGUCUCCCUGUUGCUGCUGUUUACUUCGUUGGUCAGAGGGAAACUGCUGCUAGAAGAAGAUAAGUACAACAACAAAAAUAACAUUGAGAGAGAGAGAAAUUAAGAGAGGCUUUAGUUUCUGUGUGUUUUUUUUUUUUUUUUUUUCAAGGUUUUAUGGUUUAUAAUGGAUUCUGAUUUUGUUCCCUCAUGAAGCUAAGUGAACAAACUCAUUGAAGUAGUGCUUUUGCUUUGGCUUUUCCCCCCAUUUUAAAUGGGUGCAUGCAUAGUUGAUCGAAAAAACAUGUUGGUAAUUAAAUAAGAACCAGUGUGAGCAUAUAAAUAAUAUUAUUAACUUAAUCCACCAUUAGGACAUAUCAUAAUCAAAAUUUUGCUUCAAAAAUAAAAAUAAAUCAUAAUCUAAAUUUCGUUACUCCAGCUUAA
Molecule: messenger RNA, 943 nt
Organism: Papaver somniferum (opium poppy)
Lineage: Eukaryota; Viridiplantae; Streptophyta; Magnoliopsida; Ranunculales; Papaveraceae
Product: CEN-like protein 1
Exons: 4
Coding region: 62-586 (174 amino acids)
Biological process (GO): vegetative to reproductive phase transition of meristem; flower development
Source: RefSeq, a predicted model, not a curated record